CUCUAUUUUGCAUUUUAAAAAGUUAUAUGAAUGGUAUCUUACAUUUGUGCAACAAACUAUCCCAAGAGUUUUGAAUAAAAUACAAGGAUUCUGCUUCAUAUGAGGGAGCUCUAAUCCUUUUUCAAUCAAAUGAGAUAAAAUUUUAUUUUGAUAGCUAUAUUCAUGGGCCAGUACUCUUGGUUUCUAUAAUAGAGUUGACAAUACUUUUAAAAUUUUGAGAUAUAAACUAUUUUGAAGAUGUUUACAUUUGCUUCUUUACUGACAUUUUUGCUCCUUUGAGCUUUAAGAAGAAUUUAACAUUUUUUGACAUGAUUUUGUCAAGAAAUUUACAUAGGAUUAAAUUUUUUUAAGAGCUGAAAGAUUACUUAGAGAUCAUAUAUCAUACUCCUUUCACUUUACAUAUGAGGAAACUGAGACCCAAAGAAAUUCAAUUAGGCAGACCAAGGUCAUGAAGGCAAGAGUAAAGUGCAAUUUGAAUCUAUGUGUUAAAACAAGAUUUAAAAAUAUUUUGACUUCUUGAAUGAAUCUGAUAUAUUCAUUUAAAAUAAUACAAUAAAACACCAUUAAUUUAGCCCCCAUAUCCCUUGUAGACAAUGGAAAAGUGUUUACUGAAUAAAUUAAUGGGAGAAUGUUUAACCUGCUUAGGAGUAAUUAAAUACUUUUGCUCUCAAACUUAGGUUAUGUUUGUUUUUGUGUACAAAUUUGUACUCUGCUAAUUAUAAAUCUUAACUAUUCUUUAUGUGGCAGCCUGUCUCCGUGGAUAGAAGGCUGGGCUUGGAGUCUGGAAGACCUGGAUUCAAGUCCUUACUCUGACACACAUUAGCUGUGUGACUUUGGAAUAGAUUCUUUAUACAAUUGCAUAUGUACGUGUGGAUGAACAAAUGCCAUUGGUGGUCCAGAGGAUUUUUGUCAAGGCUGGAUAAACCAUGUCUCGCAUUGACUGUAGAGAUCAACUUGAGCGAGUCUUCUUACGACUUGGUCAUGCUGAAACAGAUGAGCAGUUACAGAAUAUUAUCUCUAAAUUCCUUCCUCCUGUUUUGCUCAAACUGUCUAGCACACAGGAAGGAGUUCGCAAAAAAGUCAUGGAGCUAUUGGUCCACUUGAAUAAACGAAUAAAGAGCCGUCCAAAAAUACAGCUUCCAGUAGAGACUUUAUUGGUUCAGUACCAGGAUCCUGCUGCAGUUUCCUUUGUCACAAAUUUUACUAUAAUUUAUGUUAAGAUGGGCUAUCCUCGCUUACCAGUGGAAAAACAAUGUGAACUUGCCCCUACACUUCUUACUGCAAUGGAAGGGAAGCCUCAGCCUCAGCAGGAUAGCUUAAUGCAUCUUCUAAUACCAACCCUUUUUCACAUGAAAUACCCUGUUGAACCGUCUAAAGCAGCUUCUCCGUUUAAUCUUGCUGAGAAACCAAAGACUGUACAGCUUCUUUUGGACUUCAUGCUAGAUGUCCUCUUGAUGCCUUAUGGAUAUGUGUUGAAUGAAUCCCAGAGUAGGCAGAAUGUGCCUUCUGGACAGGGAUCCUCUUCCAGUGGUGCUGGAGGCUCCGGGAUUCCACAGCCACCUCCAGGAAUGAGUUUUUAUGCAGCAAAGAGAGUCAUUGGGGACAGUCCAUGGACACCUGAACAGUUAGAGCAGUGCAAACUGGGUAUAGUAAAAUUCAUAGAGGCUGAGCAGGUGCCUGAACUUGAAGCUGUUAUACACCUAGUGAUUGCCUCUAGUGAUACACGCCAUAGUGUCGCCACUGCAGCUGACUUAGAACUGAAGAGCAAGCAGAGCUUAAUUGACUGGAAUAACCCUGCAAUCAUUAACAAGAUGUAUAAAGUGUACCUUGGGGAUAUACCACUGAAAACAAAAGAGGGAGCUGUUCUGAAACCGGAACUGAAAAGAGAUCCUGUCAGCACACGUGUUAAGUUAAAGAUUGUUCCUCAUCUUCUGAGAUCUAAACAAGCUGCUGAAACCUUCCCAGCCAACAUUCAGGUGGUGUAUGAUGGACUGUUUGGAGCAAAUACAAAUGCAAAAUUAAGAACAUUAUCCUUACAAUUUGUCCAUCAUAUUUGUAUAAUAUGUCCAGAAAUCAAGAUUAAGCCAUUAGGUCCAAUGCUUUUAAAUGGCCUCACUAAACUAAUCAAUGAAUAUAAAGAGGAUCCUAAACUACUGUCAAUGGCAUAUUCAGCUGUUGGAAAGCUUUCCAGUCGAAUGCCUCAUUUAUUUACCAAGGACAUAGCUCUUGUACAGCAGUUUUUUGAAGCAUUGUGUAAGGAAGAGCCUGAUACUAGACUUGCCAUUCAAGAGGCUUUAUCUAUGAUGGUUGGAGCAUAUAGUACUUUGGAAGGAGCCCAGCGUACUCUGAUGGAGGCACUGGUGGCUUCAUACUUAAUAAAGCCUGAAGUCCAAGUUCGGCAGGUGGCUGUGAAAUUUGCCAGCACAGUGUUUCCCCCAGAUCACAUACCUUCCAGAUACUUACUUUUACUAGCUGCAGGAGACCCACGAGAAGAAGUCCAUGGAGAAGCACAGCGUGUACUAAGAACUCUUCCGGGUAAAAAUGAAAAAGAAAGUACUUCCAAACAAAUGCCUUCCUUCCCAGAAAUGGUACAUUAUAUUCAAGAGAAGGCUUCCCAUCGAAUGAAAACUCCAGCCAAAUACAUGACAGGAACUGCUGUUCUUCCUUUUAAUCCAGCUACAUUUGGAGAGAUAGUCCUAUAUUUGCGAAUGUGUCUUGCUCAUAGUGCAGGCGUGGUUCCCACCUCACAGAGCUUGGCAGAUAUGCAAGAUCAUGCUCCAGCAAUCGGUCGUUACAUACGAAACCUAAUGUCUGGCAACCACAUAACGUCGUCAUCUUCCUCCAAGAGUGGGGAAAACAAUCCUGUUCAGAUUUAUAUUGGCCUCCUUCAGCAGCUGUUAGCAGGUGUUGGAGGUUUACCUGUCAUGUAUUGUCUUUUGGAAGCUGUUUCUGUCUAUCCAGAAAAAUUGGCAACCAAAUUUGUAGACAAAACAGACUGGAUAAAGAGUCUAAUGAAUACUAAUAAGGAAGAAAUGCGGGAAUUGGUAGCAUUAUUUUAUUCAGUGGUGGUAUCUACAAUGUCAGGAAAUGAGUUGAAAUCAACUAUCCAGCACCUUAUGAAGACAACAAAGGACAAUCAUAGCCCAGAAAUACAGCAUGGAUCUUUGCUUGCUUUGGGAUUCACAGUGGGACGUUAUUUGGCUAAAAAGAAAACCAAAGUGGCAGACCUGCAAGACACAGAGACUAAUACUGCAUAUUUGCCAGAGCAAGAACAGCUUAUUCAGAGUACAACUGAAACAAUUGGUUCAUUUUUGGAUAGCACAUCUCCUCUCCUGGCAAUUGCUGCUUGUACAGCCCUGGGUGAAAUUGGUAGAAAUGGUCCUCUCCCUAUUCCCAAUGAAGGAUCUGGCUUUACCAAACUCCAUCUUGUAGAAAGUCUACUCAACAGAAUACCUUCUAGCAAAGAAACAAAUAAGAUGAAGGAACGAGCAAUCCAAACAUUGGGCUACUUUCCAGUUGGAGAUGGAGAUUUUCCUCACCAGAAGCUCAUUUUGCAAGGACUCAUGGAUUCUGUUGAGGCAAAGCAAAUAGAACUUCAGUUUACUGUUGGUGAAGCCAUUACCAGUGCUGCAAUUGGCACAAGUUCAGUGGCUGCUCGUGAUGCCUGGCUAGUCACUGAAGAAGAGUAUGCACCUCUUUCUGUAGAGGCCAAAGUGAAUGAUGUGGUUCCAUGGGUAUUGGACAUGAUUUUAAAUAAGCACAUUAUCAGCCCUGUUCCCCAUGUGAGGCAGGCUGCCUGCAUCUGGCUCCUUUCCCUAGUGAAGAAAUUGAGUACCCAUAAAGAAAUCAAGUCUCAUCUCAAGGAGAUUCAAAGUGCAUUUGUUUCAAUUCUGUCAGAUAAUGAUGAACUUAGCCAGGAUGUUGCUUCAAAAGGCCUUGGUUUGGUUUAUGAACUGGGCAGUGAACAAGAUCAGCAGGAACUGGUAUCCACCCUGGUAGAAACACUGAUGACAGGAAAAAGAACUAAGCAUGAAGUUUCUGGUGAGACUGUGGUAUUCCAGGGGGUAUCCCUUGGCAAAACACCAGAUGGCCAGGGACUCUCUACCUAUAAAGAGCUUUGUUCUCUGGCCAGUGAUCUUAGUCAACCAGAUCUUGUCUAUAAAUUCAUGAAUUUAGCCAACCAUCAUGCCAUGUGGAACUCUAGGAAGGGAGCUGCUUUUGGUUUUAAUGUGAUUGCUACUAAAGCAGGAGAACAGCUUGCUCCUUUCCUGCCUCAGUUGGUCCCUCGUCUUUAUCGCUAUCAGUUUGAUCCAAAUCUUGGCAUACGUCAAGCUAUGACAAGCAUUUGGAAUGCAUUGGUCACCGACAAGUCUGUGGUGGAUAAAUAUUUGAAAGAAAUUCUUCAAGAUCUAAUUAACAGCCUGACUAGCAAUAUGUGGAGAAUUCGAGAAUCCAGCUGUUUAGCUUUGAAUGACUUACUAAGAGGAAGAUCAUUAGAUGACAUCAUUGAUAAACUGCCAGAAAUAUGGGAGACACUCUUCAGAGUACAAGAUGAUAUUAAGGAAUCUGUACGAAAAGCAGCAGAACUAGCUUUGAAAACUUUAAGCAAGGUUUGUGUGAAAAUGUGUGACCCCUCCAAAGGAACAGCUGGCCAGAGGACCAUUGCUGUCCUUUUGCCCUGCCUUCUUGACAAAGGAAUGAUGAGCAGUGUGACUGAAGUUCGAGCCCUCAGCAUUAAUACCCUAGUGAAGAUCAGCAAAAGUGCUGGUGCCAUGUUGAAACCACAUGCCCCCAAACUCAUUCCAGCUUUGUUGGAAUCCUUAAGUGUACUGGAACCCCAGGUUCUUAAUUAUCUGAGCCUCCGGGCCACAGACCAGGAAAAGGCUGCAAUGGAUAGUGCUAGACUAAGUGCUGCUAAAUCCUCUCCCAUGAUGGAAACAAUCAACAUGUGCCUGCAAUAUCUAGAUGUGUCUGUCUUGGGUGAACUAGUUCCUAGAUUGUGUGAAUUGAUCAAAAGUGGAGUAGGUCUUGGUACUAAGGGAGGAUGUGCCAAUGUAAUUGUGUCAUUAACCACUCAGUGUCCUCAGGAUUUAACACCUUACUCUGGAAAACUCAUGAGUGCAUUGCUCAGUGGCUUGACAGACCGGAACAACGUGGUACAAAAGUCCUUUGCAUUUGCCAUGGGACAUUUAGUUCGAACUUCACGAGAUAGUAGCACCGAGAAACUGCUACAGAAACUCAAUAGCUGGUACAUGGAAAAAGAAGAACCGAUAUACAAGAGCUCAUGUGCUUUGACCAUUCAUGCCAUUGGGCGCUAUAGCCCUGAUGUGCUUAAGAGCCAUGCCAAGGAGGUGCUGCCACUGGCAUUCCUGGGCAUGCAUGAGGCAGCUGGUGAGGACAAAGGGGAAAAGGAUGAGGCUACUCUGUGGACUGAAGUGUGGCAGGAAAAUGUGCCAGGUUCCUUUGGUGGCAUCCGAUUGUACAUGCAGGAAUUGAUUGUUAUUACCCAGAAAGCUUUGCAGUCCCCAUCUUGGAAAAUGAAAGCCCAGGGUGCAACAGCUAUGGCAUCUAUUGCAAAACAAACAAGUUCCCUGGCACCCCCACAUCUGGGAAUGAUUAUGACGGCUUUAUUGCAGGGGUUGGCUGGUAGAACAUGGGCCGGAAAGGAAGAGCUCUUAAAAGCCAUUGCUUGUGUUGUAGUAGCCUGUAGUUCAGAGCUGGAAAAGUCAGUGCCCAAUCAACCCAGCAUAAAUGAGAUUGUUCAGGCUGUUCUGAAGGAGUGUCGCAAAGACAACAUCAAAUACAAAAUAGUAGCAGUUAGAUGCAUAGCUGAUAUACUCAAUGCCACUAAAGAAGAUAGAUUCCAAGAGCUGUCUGACAUUGUUAUUCCAAUGAUUAAAAAGAAUUCUCUUGAAAAUGUUGGUGCCCGGACAUCAAAAAAUGAAGACGAUGAUAAUGAGAAGGAAAAGGAGCUUCAAAUGGAAUCUCUGCUAUGUGCCUUUGAGAGCAUAGGCAAAGCUUGGCCUAGAAAUGUGGAGACUCAAUGUUGCCAUCGUCAGGAGUUGUGUAAGCUAAUGUGUGAGCGACUGAAACUCAGCACAUGGAAAGUACAGCUGGGCGUUCUGAGGUCAAUGAAUUCCUAUUUUCAGGGGUUAAUGCUUUUAGAAAAGGAGCAUGCAGAUUCUGAGGCUUUGACUGAAAUACUGCUUGAGACUUGUUCAUCAAUCACACAUUCUUUAGAAAAUAAAAGCUACACAUCUAUAAGAACAGAAGCUUUGUCUGUAUUAGAAUUACUGCUUCAAAAACUUGAAGAAUCUAAACAGUGGGAAAGUUUGACACCUGAAUGCAGAGCCCUCCUCAUUGAAUCUUUAACUACCAUGGAGACUGACAGCAGACCUGAGCUGCAGGAGAAAGCUUCAUCACUGAAGAAAACGCUUGAAAAUCUGGAGUAAAUUAAGGGAGACAAUUCUCCCUCCCUCCAAUAACCAAGUGCCAUGUAAAACAAAAAUUGAAAGAAAAAAUUCGGUGUUCUCAGAAAACCAAGUGGGGAAAGUAAAGGUUAAUCUGUAGCAUGCAUCAUUCCUUGGCCGAAAUAAAAAAAAAAUGCCUUAAAUUCUGUUCCCCAUUAGCUUUAUUUUACUGUGGUGUUUAAGCAACUUGGCUAAAUGCGGUCAAUGUUACCUCAGAUUUGAAAAGAAGUAGUUGAAGAAAUUUAUACUAAAUGCUGUUUGAAGGAUUUUUAAAUGGACUAAAGUGUGUAGGGUUAAAAAAAAAGGAUAUUCCUUUUAGGAUUAGUUAAGCAUGUAGGCAAAUUUGCUGUAGAAAGUUGUAAUUCUCAUGCAGCAAAAUGAAUUGUAAUGUUAAAGAAUUAUUGGAUGUAAAAAGGUUGAAGAUUGCCACAUCACUAGAAAAUGGGGAGGGAACUUGGUUGUGUGCCGUAUGUUGUUUGUGGGGAGAAAAUUUUUGGCGGCUUUCCAUUUUGAGUCACUAUUAAAGACUUGUAUUUAGAUGGGAGAAUUCAUUCUCCAUGCCAUCUGUCUCUUGUCAUCAUAUCAUUUUUCUCAGGCAUGUGAGGUUGAGUAAUAUUUCAUUACACCUGUAGGCAUUUGGUGGAAAACCAAGCUGCCUAGCUUUGAGAGUUUUUCUUUAUUUUACAUUUUAGCAACAACAUAAAAACAUUACUUAUCCCCUCCAGAGAAAGCUUGAAUUCAUAUGAAUUGAUUUCAAGAAUGAGCAGUGGGGAGGGAUCGCACUCAGUCAGAUGAGGAAUGUUUUGUUAUUAUGUAUCAAUACUUCUUAGAGUUUGGCCAUGGCAUUUGGUGGUUGCAGCAAGUACUCCUAUUCCUAUCUCCAUUAAUGAAACAAAUCACAAAAAAACUUUUUUCUAUGAAUAUUUUUCAAACCAUGAUUGAAUUUUAUAUGACAGUAAUGUAAAGUUCCAUUUUCAAAGUCCUCUAUGGCCCUGUUCUUGUUUAGGAAAAUGAUAAUCAUUUAGACUUAAAUGGGAGGUGUUUUGUUUUGUUUUGUGUUGUUUUUUGUUUCUCCUGUAAGCAAAGGGAAAGCUCAUAGAUUAUAGUGGGGAGGGAUUACAUUGACAGCCAAACUCCCACCUGGGGAAGAAAUCCUUCUUAUUGGCUUUAAUAUUCCAAAUAGACAGAAUACCCAAACCCGUCUUUAGUGAUUGACACCUCUUUGGUCUAUUCCUGAGUUGAAAAGGAAAGAUUUCUAAAAUGAAGACCUAAAUCAAGUGGGUACUUUAUAGCAGAAAGCAACAGCUUAGUGGAUGCUGAAAUGCUAACCUUUAUUUUCAGCCAGUGGUGUAGUUCUGAAUUUGAAGGUGACUGCCUUUUUCUUUUCUUUUUUUUUUUUAAGAUGCCUAGCUGCUUCCAUGUUAGAGCAUUCUAUAUCUGUGGCUUACCUCCGUGAGAGUGAGCAUCACAUGUUUUUUGGUACACUGUACCUUCACUUAGACUGUUUUUGGGACCUCUGUUUAUUCCUCUACCCUAUAGUAAGUGCCCUCUUUCCAUUAAAUGUGCUUUCAGUAUACUCUAGCUUACAUUGUUGCUGGGUCACUGUUUUCAGGGAAGAGAGAAAUGAGUGUAGGCCAGGUCCAGUGGAUAGAAUCUUCAGAGAAUAAGUGUGUUCAAGCCUAAACCAUGAGUCUCUUUGCACAUUUUAGGUGGAUGAGCAUCACCAAGUUUUAUACAUCACAAACUUAGUAUUUAACAAAGGGAGAUUAAAUUCCCUUGGUGCUGAGAGCUGGUGCUAAGACACUUGAACUGCUUAGUGAUAGCCUGCUGUUUGUUUACAUUUAUUUUGGCUUACUGAGCACACUUCUAAUUUUUACACCUAAUGCCUUCAUUUCCUGUAGUAGCCAAAUCAUUUGCACAACAUAACACUAAGUCUUGCCUCCCAGAAAUGAUGAAAAAUUUUCAUUCAGCUUCUUUGUGUGUGUAUGUACGGACAGAGUGUAUGUGGAAUUGGGUACGUGUGUAUGACUGUAUAUGUACCUAAAGGGAACAUUGUUAAGGAAAAAACUUGGUUUUGUUGUGAAAUAUUGACCAGGUCAACAAAAAUGGCAACAGAUGAUCCAUGAUAUGUAGCAGGGACUGGCUGGCACCUCCCUAGGAAUAUUCCAUGGUUCUGAUCUGACAACAUCUGAUCAAAUUGUCUUAAAAGACAAUUCCUUUUUGCUGUGAUAUUACAGUGCACUAAAGAAUCAUUUCUAUAAAUGUGAAAAGAAAAGACCUGCACCCCUUUCCAGAACAAUUGGGAACAGGGACAGUGAAAUAGUUUCAAGCUUUCUUUUUGAUGAUAAAAAGCAAUAUGAAAUUUUCUAACUGCCUUUUAAAUUAUUUUAUUUAGCCUAGUGUGUGUGCCUAUAUACACAAAGUCUAUCUGCACAACAAAACUGAGACUUUGACUUAAUCCCUAUUGACUUCCCUUCUCUUUCCUGUCUCAAACUUCAUUUGUGAGCUUGAUUAAAAAAAAAUGCGGCCUUGCUAGAGUCUUUCUUCUAAAAGUGGUCGCGCUAUGUAUAAACACUGUACUUUGCCCAAUGUGGGUUUUCCUUGUGCUACUGCUGCAAUGUGUCUGCUGCUUGUGAACCAGGAGUGAAAGGUGGAAUUUGAACACCAGCACUCAUUCUAAUGUGCAAGCUUUUGCUUAAAUUGAUGUAUAGUAAGAAGGGUUUUCUACAUGCAAGGUCUUCAUAGAUUCACUACAAUCUGUAUGUAGCUGUCUAAGCAUGUAAUGGAUUUAUUUGAAAGGAAAUCUAUCCCAAUACCAAGAAGGUAUAAAAUGGUAAAUAAAGCUGCAUGAUCAACUA
Messenger RNA from Monodelphis domestica (gray short-tailed opossum), 9328 nucleotides. The record is from RefSeq and is a predicted model, not a curated record. NCBI's taxonomy places the organism in Eukaryota, Metazoa, Chordata, Mammalia, Didelphimorphia, Didelphidae.